Lactuca saligna is the source of this 1388-nucleotide messenger RNA. The record is from the annotation of a GenBank genome assembly. Lineage: Eukaryota; Viridiplantae; Streptophyta; Magnoliopsida; Asterales; Asteraceae.
UGAUAGAUUAUGUCAAAGAAAAUUUGUGUUUUGCUUCUAACACGUGGCUAUAAAAAUAGAAAGACAUUAUGUAUUAACUGCAUACUGUCAACAGAAUUUUGAAAAAAAUGGAGAAGGCUUCCAUGGAUUCUUUACAAAAGAAACCACAUGCGUUGUGCUUACCAGCCCCAGCACAAGGCCAUAUUAACCCCAUGCUAAAAGUUGCUAAAAUCCUCCAUUCCAAAGGCUUUCAUAUAACCUUCGUUAACACCGAGUUCAACUAUCAACGGCUCCUCAAAUCUCAGGGCUCCGACGCCCUACAUGGCCUCCCUUCCUUCUGCUUCGAGACGAUUCCCGAUGGCCUUCCUCCGUCACAGAACCCUGAUGCCACGCAAGAUGUUGAAUCCUUAUGCAAGUCCUUCGAUAAAAAUUUUAUGGGUCCCUUUAAAAGUCUCCUUACCAAACUGAAUGCUUCAUCUUCUCCGGUGACUUGUAUAGUGGCUGACGCUGUUAUGGGCUUCACCCAUGAUGUGGCCAGCGAAUUUGAUAUCCCCGAGAUAGUUCUAUGGACCAGCGGUGUUGGUUGUCUAAUAUGUAUUCAUGAGUAUCCCAGUCUUUUAGAGAGAGGUUUAAUGCCACGUAAAGAUUCGAGUACUUUAGUAAAUGGGUAUUUAGAUAUCCCGAUAGAUUGUGCACCAACCAUGUCUGGUUUACGACUAAAAGACAUGCCUUCGUAUUUCAGAAACGCCAGCUCUUUUGACGAAUACAUGGCAUCACUCAGUUCAAGUCUCUGGAAAGAAGAAGACAAAUGUUUGAAAUGGCUAGAAUCUAAACCACCAUCUUCAGUUAUUUAUGUGAACUUCGGUAGCCUCACAGUGAUGACACAUGAACACCUAGUCGAGUUUUGUUGGGGACUUGCUAAAAGCAAUUGUUCGUUCUUAUGGAUAAUACGUCCAGACCUCGUGAAGGGGGACUCUUCCGUUCUUCCAGCAGAGUUUUUGGAAGAGACAAACAGUAGAGGGAUGUUGGCUAGUUGGUGCCAACAAGAACAAGUUCUAAAUCAUUCAUCAAUUGGAGGGUUUUUAACACAUAGUGGAUGGAAUUCGACAAUUGAAAGUAUAUCCGGUGGAGUCCCAAUGAUUUGUUGGCCAUAUCUUGGUGACCAACAAACAAAUUGUUGGUCGUGUUGCAACAAGUGGGAGGUUGCCAUGGAGAUUGACAAUGAUGUAAAGAGAGAGGAAGUUGCGAAGCUUGUCAUUGAGUUGAUGAAUGGAGAAAGAGGGAACGAGUUGAGGAAGAAUGCAAUCGACUUGAAGAACAAGGCCAAAAAAGCAUGCGCCUCUCCUUUUGGUUCAUCGAUUGUUAAUUUGGAUAAAGUGAUUCAGCUGCUACAAGCAUUUACAAAAUAA